This is a messenger RNA of Sesamum indicum (sesame), 1820 nucleotides long. The record is from RefSeq and is a predicted model, not a curated record. Lineage: Eukaryota; Viridiplantae; Streptophyta; Magnoliopsida; Lamiales; Pedaliaceae.
GAGGGUUUUGCAUUUCCGUUUGAAGCACUGAGCACAAAGGAAAGGAGGGGAGGGAGGGCCGAGGUUUGCCGAAUAUCUUGUGCUAGCUCGUAAAUGGCGGAAAACGCCGCGGAUUCCCAGGUGCAAGGCUCCACGGCUGAACAAAACCCUAACUCCGUCGAAGCAACGAUUGAGUCGGGUGCCGUUUGCGUAGCCACGGAUUCCACUUGCAACGACGGCGGUAGCAACAAUGCAGAAAGCUCCUUGGUGACUUCCGACGGUGAGCGCCAGAAGUCCUUGGAGUACGCGGACGAGUUGAUGGCGCGUGGGUCUGAAGCUGCCAAGGAGCGCGAUUACGCUGAAGCCACUGAUUGCUAUAGUCGUGCCCUAGAGAUCAGGGUUGCACACUUUGGUGAACUUGCUCCUGAGUGUAUCAAUGCUUACUAUAAGUAUGGAUGUGCCUUGCUGUACAAAGCUCAAGAAGAGGCUGAUCCAUUGGCUUCGAUGCCCAAAAAAGAGAGUGUUUCUCAAGAAGAUUCCAAUAAAGAUGGUUCUGUAAAAAUUGCUGCAAAUGGUGAAUCUUCUGCUGCCUCAGUUUCCAAUAAUGCAGAACAAAGUGGAAGCACAAAUUGUUUGGAUGGUGCCGCAGACAACACAGUAGAAGGGAAAGAUGAGGAAGCUGAAGAUGAAAGUGAUGCUGACGACCUUGCUGAUGGUGAUGAGGAUGAAUCGGACCUUGAUUUGGCAUGGAAGAUGCUAGAUGUUGCCCGUGCAAUUGUUGAGAAGCACUCAGGUGAUACAAUGGAAAAGGUGGACAUAUUGUCUGCUCUGGCAGAAGUAGCUCUAGAGAGAGAGGAUGUUGAAACUUCUCUGAGCGACUACUUGAAAGCCCUAUCGAUUCUGGAGCGCCUGGUUGAACCUGAUAGUCGGCUUAUAGCUGAACUGAAUUUUCGGAUAUGCUUGUGCCUGGAAAUUGGUUCCAAACCGGAAGAAGCUAUUCCUUAUUGCCAAAAGGCUAUAUCAAUUUGCAAGUCUAGGGUGCAGCGACUUAUGGAUGAAGUAAAGAACUUCUCAGGACCAGCAGAAGCAUCUGCUGCUUCUGAGGCGAGUCAAACUCUUCAACCAUCUUCAACUACAUCUCUAUCAGGUGAUUCUCUGCCAGAAAAAGAAGCAGAGAUUGAAACACUGACUGGUCUGUGUGGUGAACUAGAAAAGAAGCUCGAAGAUCUUCAACAGCUUGUCUCAAACCCGAAAUCAAUCCUCUCAGAUAUCCUUGGGAUGAUGUCUGCUGCAAGGGCUAAGGCCGCUGAGAAGAAUGCUUCUUCAGCAGCAAUGAGCUCUUCACAGAUAGCUUCUGCUGCCACUGGUGGAAGUACGAGCUCUGCAACUGUUUCUACUGCUCAUACAAAUGGUGCUUCUGGAGUGACACAUCUCGGUGUGGUGGGAAGAGGAGUCAAGCGGGUUGUGAUGAGCUCGACCGCGCAGCCCAGCCCGACGAAGAAACCUUCGCUUGAUCCGUCAUCAAACAAUGGUGAUGGUAGUAUCUCCUGAAGGAUUGUGUACGGCAUGUUGUUUUUGGAAGAAUGAUAGAAGAGUUUGGGAUAGAAGUAUAUGAUCCUCGGAUCAUUGUUAUCUCCCCAAUCUUUUAACAUUAACGCAGGUCUACGAUGUGUUUGUUCUUGUAUGUCUAUUUUGUCGUAAAUCUAGUUUGCUGAUGAUCCAUGUUAGAAAACAGCAUUAUGUUGGAACAUUCCUCUAAUGAUGAUGUACUUUGGUUAUUGGCUUUAGAUCAAAUUUCUACAGCUUAGUAUCCACAAUCAAGGGCCAGCAUUUUCUCGUUA